Messenger RNA from Candidula unifasciata, 624 nucleotides. Lineage: Eukaryota; Metazoa; Mollusca; Gastropoda; Stylommatophora; Geomitridae. The record is from the annotation of a GenBank genome assembly.
AUGCCAAGUAAUGUGGAACUUCGUGAAAUAGCAACAAAUGCGGCAACUCUCUUGCAAGGAUAUAUGGACGAUUCUGAUGGGUGGCAUACUGCAAAGAAAACGGUAAGAUACUACUAUGGAUAUAGGGGGCAGUCAGAAUACAACUGUUCAAAAGAGAUCAUCUUUAAAUAUAUUGACCCCAAUGAAGGUGAAGAAUGUCUGAGAGUGAAGUGGGACAAGGAUAUCAAGAAUCUCAAGCUUUUGAAGCAGAUUGAUCCAGAUCUUCGAAUUAUGAUUUCGUCUACAAACAGUGCUGCUAAAGGACUGAUCGCCCCAAGAGAUUUUGUUGAUGUAAUUUUAACUUUGAAGACAGAGACCUGUAUAUCAACAAAUGGUGUUAGUAUUGAAACAGAUGAGUACCCUCCAGAUGGCAAAUUUGUUCGAGGCUUCAAUCAUCCAUGUGGCAUGAAGUGUUUGUCUCACCCAGACCAAACGAAUCACACCCGACUUGUGACUUUCAUUCAAACAGACAUCAAAGGCUUGCUGCCAAGGUCAUUAGUCGAUGCGGCGAUUCCUUCAUCUAUGGCAGGUUUUUUCAACAAUCUCAGAGCAAUUCUUAAAAAGGAUGGACAUUUGUCAGCUUGA